UGUUGCUGACGAGACGCUGAUGAACCAAUUCACAGCAUCGCCACAGUACUGUGGAAAUUAUAUGUCCAAUCUGUAGUGUAACAAGGCCAAGGGUGCCAUGGUUCUAGGAAUGAGACUGGAAAUGGAAGACUGUGAGGACACCUCUUUGGGAUGCUCAUAACGUCGAGGUGUUGUAUAGCUUCUGAGUAGCCUAGCUACAUAGUUAGGAAACACAAGGACCAUGCCUAUAUCAGACUUCGUGGAUGCCUUGAAGGACAACCCUUACUUUGGAGCUGGCUUUGGACUGGUGGGGGUGGGCUCGGCCAUUGCUGUGGCCAGGAAAUCAGCUCAAUUUGGGAUGAUCUUCUUCCGGAGGAACUACAUGAUCACCCUGGAGGUGCCCAGUCGGGACAAGAGCUACCACUGGCUGCUGAGCUGGAUCACCAAGCACGCCAAGCACACGCAGCACCUGAGUGUGGAGACCUCUUACAUGCAGCACGAGAGUGGACGGGUACACACACAGUUUGACUUCCACCCCAGUCCUGGCAACCACAUAAUCUGGUAUGGGAGGAAGUGGAUCCGAGUGGAGAGGACCAGAGAGAAACAGAUGGUGGAUCUCCACACAGGCACACCCUGGGAGUCGGUCACUUUCACCGCCAUGGGCAGAAACAGAGACGUCUUCUUCAACAUCCUGCAAGAAGCCAGGGAGUUGGCCCUGAAGCAGGAGGAGGGUCGGACGGUGAUGUACACGGCCCUGGGCUCCGAGUGGAGGCCCUUUGGGUUCCCGCGGCGACGACGGCCCCUCAGCUCAGUGGUCUUGGAACAGGGCUUGGCCGAUAGGAUUGUAGAUGAUGUCAAGGAGUUCAUCGGAAACCCCAAGUGGUACACAGACCGAGGGAUCCCCUACAGGAGAGGUUAUCUGCUGUAUGGACCUCCAGGCUGUGGGAAAAGCAGCUUCAUCACUGCCCUGGCUGGAGAGCUGGGCUACAGCAUCUGCCUGAUGAGUCUGAGCGACCGCAGCCUGUCUGACGACCGCCUCAACCACCUGCUGAGUGUGGCGCCGCAGCAGAGUAUCAUCCUACUGGAGGACGUGGACGCCGCCUUCGUCAGCCGAGAGCUGCUGCCCAUCGAGAGCCCUCUGGCCUACCAGGGCAUGGGCAGGCUGACCUUCAGUGGCCUCCUCAACGCUUUGGAUGGAGUGGCCUCGUCAGAGGCCAGAAUAGUCUUCAUGACCACCAACUUCAUAGACAGGUUGGACCCAGCUCUGAUCAGGCCGGGCCGUGUGGACUUGAAACAAUAUGUGGGCCACUGCACCCACUGGCAGCUCACCCAGAUGUUCCGACGCUUCUACCCAGCCGAGCCGGCCACAGAGGGGGACCGCUUUGCGGAGAGCGCGCUGGCCGCCAACACCAACAUCAGUGCUGCCCAGGUGCAGGGGCACUUCAUGCUGUUCAAAAUGGACCCAACAGGCUCCAUAGACAACGUGGCCAAGAUGAAGGAGUGAGGAGACUUAAAGGACUCUGGGAAAGAAGGUCACAGAAGCAGUCGCCAUUUGACACGAAAGGAGAAGUUAAAUGGACUCUGUUUGAGAUGGAAAAUGCUGUAACUUGUCAAACUUGUGAUGUGCUUUUUAUGGCAAAGUCACAUACUGAAUAAAAGUGAGUGAGUGUAAAUUAAAACAUGUUUUAAAUCAAAUCGAAGGCACACGAGUAAGUGGGUACUAUUGACGUGGUAUUUACAGUAUGUAGAGAUUCAGAGUGAAAGGGGGGUGGCAUGUAUUACCCUCUCCGAAUUCUAAGAUAAUUCGAUGGCAAAUCUGGCUGAGAAGCCAUCCAGUUCACAGAACCACACUUCUAUAACGAGUCUCGAACUCCCUCCUACCGGGACAUGCUGCUGUGCAAAUCAAACACAUUUCUCAAAUCCACUCUGCAUUUGAUUGCAUAUUGGCAUAAGUCUACCUUCACCUAGGUAGCCUUUCUCAUUGGUUGAUUUGAGAAGUCUCUGUGACAAUCUGUUUUUGGCAACUGCUUAAGUAUUGAUGUCCCUAGCUUAUACAAUGUUAUUGAUUUGAGGUUGGUUGGUACCUGUAUUACUGAGCUUUGAGAUUGGUAGAAAACUAAGUACUGCAAUAUUACGAUAUAAUUACUGUAGAAACUAAUCCAGUAAUUAUAUAAUGCAAUAUUGUGCUAACAGUCAUUGCUCGUAACUAACAAACUCUUAACUGGUCUAAGAUGUAAAGUUAAGCCCCUCUACUUCCUCUAUGUAAGAGUAAGCUCCACAGAAAGAUAAGUUGAGUAGAGAUAAAAUGAUAAUACGUAUGACGUUUUUUCUGUAUUCUUUGCUCUGUGUCUUACGCAACCUAGCUGACUUUAUUUAGGAAGUGGAGGAGGUCUACAGUAUAUAUAUAUAUAUAUAUAUAUAUAUAUAUAUAUAUAUAUAUAUACAGUAGUUUACAUAGGGGUCACACUGUAAGGACAGAAUGGAGAUAGGGUCGCUGUGUGCUCCUCUGUAAGUGUAUGUGCCAAUCAUUUGUGUUUAUCACUAUUGUAUUUUUCUCCUUGAUUUACAACAUAAUUGUAUACCUUUGGGGUUUUAUUUUAGAUUAGUGGUUGUGUCAUGUAAUGACAUUUCUUUGUGUUUUAGUACUAAUUACUCUAUAUUCACCUACUCUGGAUACAGGCAAGAUGAACGAUUUUUACCCCCAGCAAUUACCCAGGGGGCUAAGCUGGUUUCCCAAUGGGAUGUUCUGUAGUAAAGUCAGAUUCUCCAUCCCUUUAUGUCUCCGGUUUAUGGGGUGGCAGGUAGCCUAGCGGUUAGAGAGCGGGCCAGCAACCGGAGGGUUGCUAGUUUGAAUCCUGGUUCCGAUGGGGAAAAUCUUGCUGGAGGUGAGCUUGCAACCGGAGGGUUGCUCGUAUCAAGUCCUAGAUGCCAUUGCCUGCCAUUGUGCCAUUGACAAAGGUAAUGAACUCCCCACAACAACAGCUCGUGUGGCUGCCCCCAGCACCUCUCCAAAACCUGUAUGUGUAUCUUUCAGAGGGAUUGGGUUAAAAGCGGAUGUAAUUUCGGUUGGACCUAUGUGCAAUUGACCAAAAAACUGACCUUGAUCUUCUAUCCAUCCAUCUGAUGUCUUGUCAUAUUUCAGUUUCACACUAUUAAUUGAAUUCUGUUGUAAUGAUAUCUUUUUUCUCUCAAAUAAGUUAUGUUUUGCCAGAGAGACUUGUGGCUGCUCUAACCCUGCAGCCAAACUGGAGAGACUGUCAUUUUUUUUACUCAAAAGAGAGACUGUCAUUUUUAGAUGUGACAGAAGAUGGAGGAGCCACUGACUGGGACUAUAAAUGGAGAUUGAAUGAUACGUCAGUGAAUUCCAAUACAGAUCAUGAAUACAGAA
Salvelinus fontinalis (brook trout) is the source of this 3367-nucleotide messenger RNA. It is a transcript of the gene bcs1l, whose product is annotated as mitochondrial chaperone BCS1. Gene Ontology annotation, biological process: protein insertion into mitochondrial inner membrane from matrix; mitochondrial respiratory chain complex III assembly. Lineage: Eukaryota; Metazoa; Chordata; Actinopteri; Salmoniformes; Salmonidae. The coding region runs from base 221 to 1483 and encodes 420 amino acids. Gene Ontology annotation, cellular component: mitochondrial inner membrane. The transcript has 8 exons. The record is from RefSeq and is a predicted model, not a curated record. Gene Ontology annotation, molecular function: ATP hydrolysis activity; ATP binding.